Molecule: messenger RNA, 2637 nt
Organism: Pezoporus occidentalis (night parrot)
Lineage: Eukaryota; Metazoa; Chordata; Aves; Psittaciformes; Psittacidae
Gene: LRRC9
Product: leucine rich repeat containing 9
Molecular function (GO): protein binding
Source: RefSeq, a predicted model, not a curated record
AUGACCCAUCAGUAUGAACUUGCAGCCCAGAAAGACAACCAUAACCUGGACUGCAUCACAAGAAAGAACAAUAGCUGCAUUCAGUUCUGGUACACAUACAGUGGAUUGUCUUAUGAGAACAUUGAUCAAGAUGGACUAAAAACAACAGCUCUGGAAAUGUUUUCACUUGCGUUAUCCCAGAAUUGUAGGCAUGAAAUAUUUCCAAUUAUAACUACUUUCAUUCUCCUUGGGCAAAGUAUUCAAAAGAUUUCAGACCUAGGGUACUGCCUGUUCCUCAAAGAGCUAUGAGAUGCUGAAUGCUGUGUAGUAGAAAAAAUGAAUGGUCCACAAAAAUAUGUAAAUUCACAAAAGCUUUCUUUUUAUUGCAAUGAAAUUUCCAGGGUGGAAAAUUUGGAAGAUCUAACAAAGCUGAAUCUACUUUUGUUGAAUAAUAACCUCAUCAAGAAUACAGAGGGCUUACAUACUUGGCAAAAUUUGCAAGUUGUCAACCUCUCUGGGAACUUAGUAGAAAAUACAGGAAGGCAGAGGUCUUUUUAUCAGCUGGAAUGUGAAUUGGCCAAGCUGCAAACACUGGGUAAAACAUCAAGUAAUAGAUCUCUAAGGAGUAAGAAUCUGGAAACCGAAAAUGCAGUUCAUGAUAAUGAAGGUACAGAAAAGACAUGUCUUGAAAAGGCAUUCUCACAAAAAAUAAAUGCACUGGAAAAAAAAAGAAUAACAUUCAAGGACAAAAAACUGAAUAAAAUUUUAAAAGAUUUCCAAGUAGAAAUGAAGAAAAGUUUGAAUUUAGUAGUACAAUUCUUGUUGAUGCAAUUGGAAAUAGAUUUAUUAGCACACAAUCAGAGGCUGAAAUUUAAGAAGUUUCAAGUAUUUCUGUAAAAAGAAGUUUUCAGUGUAGAAAAAACCACUUUUCUCCUCUGUAACAGUCUAAGCAUCUGUGAAUGUCCCAGAACAGAGUUUCUGAAACAAUAAGCUGAGGCAGAAGGCAAAACCGGCAGUGACCCUGAGAAGUCACUCAAGCACGAUCAGUGCCUGUUUUCUAUGUGCAAAAUAAUUGUGGAAGAGGAAAAAAGAAGCCCAGAAAGAUUUAUUCUGUCUCAUGAUUUGCAGCGUGAUGAUGAAGUUUUGAACAUGGAAAUGACAGUAAAGGUCAGUCCUUAGGUUGCUUUCUUGAAUGAAAAAGAGAACAACACCUAGGGGGAAAAAAACUGUAGCAGGCUACAGACUUUAAAUUUCAAUGGGAACAGCCUGAGCACACUAUAGGACAUCUCUAGAUUAAAAACCCUUCAAAAAAUUAUCACCAGCUUUAAUGAAUUUACUUCCUUUAAUAAUAUUCAUGACCUGCCCAGCCACGAAUAAUUUGAUGUGAGCCAUAACCACAUGAUGACUUUUGAGGGCAUCAGAGACUUCAGCAAACUGCAGUUCUUCAACCUGAGCUGGAACAAGCUGAAAAAUUCAAAGUGUGAUAUAAUAUUUCUAAAUAAUAAUAAUAUUGCUAACUUAAAUCUGGAUGACCAACUCUUCAGAAGUUCCAACUUUGAAAAAGUGGAGCAUUUAAGAUAAGCCUCAUUUAGCAACAGCAAUCGCCCACAAACAGAAGGAAUAGAGUCUAGUCUUGACCUCACUUUAGGUGAGAACUACAUCUCAACACUAAAUGGUACUAUGUUUACCGUGGAACUUCAAAGCUCAACCAAGAUUACACCACAUAGUGCAAAUAGUAACUGUCUUGUCAGCCUUAAAAGCGUGUUUGAAAAUCUGCCUUACUCUUAUCACACAUCCACUGAGAACAAUAUAAUCACAUCUUUAGCUUGUUUAAAUAAAAGUCUAGUAGAGCUAUACACAAAUAGUAACUGUAUGUCAAAAAAGAUUCAUCAUUUAAAGGGUUUAACUUAUCUUAUGAUUUGGGACAUAAGCAGAAAUUGAAUAGCCUGAAAACAAGAUCACUAGCAACUAUUUGUAUUAUUCCAUCAUCCCUCUCUCAAAGCCCUAGAUGCCACUGCAGUAGUAAAUUAUUGUGUGCAAAUUAUUUCUGGUGCUUCUUUUGUACCCCAUUUCUUACAAUCUAGCAUGUUAUGGAUCCGCUCAUGCUCUGUAUCUAAUUUCUACCAGUUUUCCAUGUUAUUUAUAUUCUCAAUCCUUCUGGUGCUAACGGACCAGUUUAGAAAUGCGUGCAGUGUAAAUUUACAGAACAAUAAUCUCAUGUCUUUCAGUGGUUAAAUCUUCAUUCCUAAUGCCAAGGUAUUGUGUCCGAACUACACUCACAUUGAACAAAUACUGCCUGGAUAAAAAUCUCCCAAAUCAGGUAACAAAGAGCAGCUGUACUGAAAGGUGGCCUCUCAUGGAUAUGGACAGCAAGCACUUGCAAAAGGGAGACUUCAAAGUCUCCAGUUUCUGCAGUUGGUAUUGGACCAUAACUGAAUUAAAACAGUUUCAUAAGGUUUACUUCAUAGACAGAACAUUCUGUUGACUCAUCAUCUGGAGCAAAUUUCAAACUCUCCAGAGGACUCUGGAUUUCCGGCACCGAGAGCAAACUUUACAAGGCAUAAUCAUUUCAGAAUAACAAAUGGGAAUCUGAAUGAAAACAGUAAGCAUUUAUUUGGCUCUGAUCUUGUAUUUGGUCAUGAACUUGAAGUGCCUUAG